UCGAUUACCGAUUGCUUAAUUAUUCCUUCAGCUCAGCAAACACGUGACCCGGUGUGUGCAGUAUUAUCGUGAGCGCGUGCACAGGUGAAUGCUAACCGACUAGCUCCGGAGCUUCACACGGCUGAGAUGUUCCUCACCCAGGAGCGGUAAAGUGCUGUAGUGAUCCUGGAGCUCAGGGAAUAAUACACACUGUUGAGCUUCUCAUCACCAUGGCAUUUGUCUUACAGACUUCGUGAUUCUCCGAUCUGAUUGGUCAGAAGGUGUUCCCUAAUUAAUUGAGUGGAAUCUCUACUGGGAUCAACCGGAAGCAGUUUUUUCCUCUACAGGAUCUCCUGAAGUGGUUUAUUCCGCUUACACGAUCAUACCUGUGGCGUUCAUGGUGCAGUCUGAUGCUGAUGAUCGAUUAAUGAUCAUCGCGGUUGAUAACGGGUUCGGUGGACUUUACAGCAGGCAGAAGGCAGACUGGAUGGCGGAUGCGGUUCAGCAGUAUUUCCACGACAACAGUGACCUGGAGCAGGACGAAGUGGAGGACUUCCUGUCUGAGCUGAUGAAUAACGAGUUCGACACGGUGGUGGACGACGGGAGUCUGCCGCAGGUGGCGCAGAAGGUGUGUGAGAUGUUCCAGCAGUGUAAGCAGGGGAACCUGGCGGAGGUCAAACAGCAGAUCAGCACUCUGUUACAGAAAAAGACCAGCGGGAGAGCGAAGGCCACGCCCAUGAAACCCCCUACAGAGGAGAACAGCGAUGAUGAUGAUGAUGAAGAGUCUAUGGAGUGUGACGAAUCCGGGAGCAGCGCAGCAGUGAAACAGCAACAGCCGUCGUCUUCUAGACCUACACAGGAGGAGGAGAAGGAUGAAGACGGCUGGACGGUGGUGUGCAGGAAAAAGUGACCAGAGCUCCAUGGUGUCUGAAUGACAGAUGGAGAUCGAGAGAAUGGGUUUUAAAUGACUUUGUGUGCUUCAUGGUGUUCUUAAAAACGCCAUCAUUUCGCUUUUACGGCUCAUUACGCCCUCUUGUGGACACACCGGGCUUUGCAGGACAUGUCCUAGACAUGCACCCUGCAGCCAGUUCAGGUCCUCCAUGUGUGGGAGAAAGAGAUGGUCUUCAGCGACCCACGAUAUCUCAUCCCUCUGACGGUUUACAGUUUGUAAACUGAAUUCAAGAUGCCUUUAAAUAUUGUGAUUUAUAAAUGAAUAUAACGAUGACUUUUCAGGAUGUUGCAUUUUUCUAUAAACUAGGACGUCUGUGAUGGCAGUGAGACCUGCAUCUAUUUGAGGAAGAGGAACGGUUCCAACAUACGUCCUCCUGCCUAAUGCAGUAUUAUUAUUAUUAUUAUUAUUAUUAUUAUUAUUAUUAUUAUAUUGGCCAGGAUUAAUAUGCAUAGAAUACACCAUAGGGACAAACGGAUAUAAGAACUGAUAUGAGUGGGGGAUAUGGGAGCUUAGUGCAUAAAGAAUUGGACUUUGGAUCUGAAGGUCAUACCUGCCACUUCUGUGCCCCUGAGAUGAUCGCGAGAGUCUGGCUGAGACCGGAUGACAGAUUUAAGUGUGUACAGUUAAUUCAGUUUAAUUCAGUUUAAUUUCUAUAACACUUUUAACAAUGGACAUUGCAUCCCAAAGCAGCUUCAUAGAGAUAAAUAGGUUUUAAGAUUUGAAUUAGUGCCUAUAAGUUUAUUCCUAAUGAUUGAACCAGUGGUGAGGAACCAGACUCAAAAGGGAACCGGUCCUAAACACCGAAUGCUCGUUCAUUACAGUUCCAUCGUUAUUAAGGUGCUGUACAGUGAUGGGUGCCGAGGACAGAGCCGUCUGUACAAAAAGCUGCUGCAGAUGUUCUAGCAGACUGUGGUGGCGAGUGCCCUUUUCUAUGCGGCGGUGUGCCAGGGAGGCAGCGUCAAGAAGAAGGACAACACUCGUCUGGACAAGCUGGUGAGCUGGGGCUCUGUUGUGGGCUCGGAGCUGGACAGCAUGACCUCAGUGGCCGAGAGAGUGGUGCCGAGGAAGCUCCUGAUGAUCAUGGACAAUCCACUGCAUUCCCUGCACUGCAUCAUCUCCAGGGAGAAGAGCAGCUUCAGUGAAAGGUUGCUGUCACUGCCCUGCUCCACUGACGGACCGAGGAAGUCGUUCCUUUCCCAUGUGGUGCAGAUCUUUAAUUCUACUCGGGGGUGGAGUCAGUGCCGACUUUCCUCACUGUUCUGAACUGAACUACACAUUAACACUCGGGUUUGUACAUAACUCUUCAAAACGCUUUGAGUCACACAGAACUCGAUAAAACACUGAGUUGUUUUAUAUUUUUAGUAUUUAGUAUUUAUUGCAUGCAUUAUUGCCUGUUUGUGGUUUGCUGGAAGCUGUACAUUUCCCAUUGGGAUGAAUAAAGUAUCUAAUCUAAUCUAA
This is a messenger RNA of Silurus meridionalis, 2389 nucleotides long. RefSeq names its product TSR2 ribosome maturation factor (gene tsr2). The coding region runs from base 377 to 889 and encodes 170 amino acids. The record is from RefSeq and is a predicted model, not a curated record. Gene Ontology annotation, biological process: maturation of SSU-rRNA from tricistronic rRNA transcript (SSU-rRNA, 5.8S rRNA, LSU-rRNA). Lineage: Eukaryota; Metazoa; Chordata; Actinopteri; Siluriformes; Siluridae. The transcript is spliced from 5 exons. Gene Ontology annotation, cellular component: nucleus.